AUGAUGAGAAACGCUCUGUUUUCGACCUUUGUUGGUCUUGUCGCCGCCCAGUCUUCUACAACUGUUUCUGUUCCUACUGGUACACCUAUCACCGGUGAUUACAAUGGCACCUACCGUCCUCAAGUCCACUUCUCUCCACCUUCACAUUUCAUGAACGACCCCAAUGGCAUGUUCCGUGAUGCCGAUGGUCUGUGGCAUUUGUACUACCAGUACAACCCUACCCAGCUCGUCGCAGGAAACCAGCACUGGGGUCACGCAACAUCCAAGGAUCUCUACCACUGGGUGAACCAGCCCAUUGCCAUCUUUCCUCCCGACAACGAGACUUUUGUAUUUUCGGGAAGUGCAGUCGUUGAUGUUAACAACACUUCUGGCUUCUUUCCUGAUCAGGACAAUGGCGUUGUUGCCAUCUACACACUAGCUUCGUCAACGGUGCAGGACCAGGCCAUUGCGUACUCUCGUGAUGGAGGAUACACUUUUAAACCUUAUGAGGGUAACCCUGUUAUCGGCAGCACGUCCAACCAGUUCCGUGAUCCCAAGGUCAUUCGAUACAAUGAUUCGUGGAUCAUGGUUGUUGCUUACCCUCAAGACUUUGAGAUUGGUAUCUUUGAGUCGUCUGAUCUCAAGGAGUGGACUGCUACCAGCAACUUCUCCCACCAUGGCUUGCUCGGUCUGCAGUACGAGUGCCCCAACAUGAUUCGCAUGCCUUACCUUGAUGAGGACGGCGAAAAGCAGGAUGACUUGUGGCUCAUGGCCAUCAGCAUCAACCCAGGUGCUCCUCUCGGUGGUUCAAUCAUGGAGUACUUCCCCGGCCACUUCAACGGUACCCACUUCGAGGCCAUCGACGGUGCUGCCCGUAUCGCCGAUUUCGGAAAGGACAACUACGCGGGACAGUGGUUUUACGGUCUUUCUGAAGAUGAGAACCCCGUGUCUAUCGCUUGGGCGUCGAACUGGCAGUACACCCAGGUUGUUCCCUCUGGCAGCGAAGGCUGGAGGGGUGCUAUGAGUCUUCCCCGUGAGAAUUACCUCACCAAGGCGAAGCGUGUGGGUUGGAAGAUGGUGUCCGUGCCUUAUGAUCUCAGCCCCGUUAUGGGUCGCGAGCUUGCUUCCAAUGAUAGCUUUGGCAACUCCACGCUCACUGUUGACUACUCUGAUGUUGAGUCCAACGCCAUCUACUGGGAAGUCAAUAUCACCGGCAUCCCGGAUAGCGGCGUGCUAUCUACCGCAUCGCUUAACAUGACAUUCCUGAGCACCGUCACCGAUGAAUCUCUCAGGGCUGGAUACUACCUCGGCGGAGACCCCGUCUUCUUCUUCGACCGCGGCAACACCCGUGCUUUCGACAACAUUUUCUUCACCGACAAGAUGUCCACUGGAAGUCUCUCCCGAGAGGAUGGCUCAUGGAGCAUGAGCGGUGUGAUUGAUCGAUCUAUCUUUGAAGCUUUCAUCGAUGGUGGUGUUGACAGUAUCACCAACACCUUUUUCGCUACUCAGCCUUUGACUAUGAUGAUUCUCAGCGCUAAUGAUUUGCCUGAGGAUGUCAAUGUUAGUGUCAAGGUUCACGCUCUGGAGAGCGCUUGGAGAGAGGAGCAGAGUGAUGAUGGACUUGUGCGUGGAAACACCACUUCGACCAGCUCGGACUAA
This is a messenger RNA of Fusarium coffeatum, 1638 nucleotides long. RefSeq lists its product as uncharacterized. Gene Ontology annotation, molecular function: sucrose alpha-glucosidase activity. Gene Ontology annotation, biological process: sucrose catabolic process. The record is from RefSeq and is a predicted model, not a curated record. The transcript has 2 exons. Lineage: Eukaryota; Fungi; Ascomycota; Sordariomycetes; Hypocreales; Nectriaceae. Gene Ontology annotation, cellular component: fungal-type vacuole. The coding region runs from base 1 to 1638 and encodes 545 amino acids.